AGAAAUAACAGCUUUGCAUAAUGAAACGUCUCUUCAGCUUGGCAGCUGAUCGCGUGACAGUAACGCAAACAACUUUCAUGAACUCAAUUCUCCUUCGUGAUCAAGUCAAGUCCGUCCAAGUCUUCACCGAGUACAAGGACAAAGGAAGGCGGUGAAACGAGGCUUAUCACCCUCCUCAACCCGCUAGAGUCAAAAUUCAACAGCCACAGCCACCUUCAUGGUCUCUGGGUGAGCAUUACAUCUACAAACUGCAUCCCUUCACGAUUGUUAUCACAGUCACCGAGGCUGUCGUCUAAAAGAGGUCAAAGAACAUCCUCCAACAUACUGAUCGAAGAUGACGUCGGACUGCCGGAGAACCUGCCCAGUCACCUGAUUCACCUCCUCAUCUCAUUCACCGCUCCACGCUCCAUGCCAACCCCUUAGCGAGCGCCAUAAAGCUGUCCCCCAGUUGCAUUUUGCUGCAGAAUAUAUAAUAAUAACGAUAAAUCAAAAUGAGCGACGUCACAACAGAUGAUCUUAACACCGGCAAGAUCAAAGAAUGGCGAUCCAUUGUGACACUCAUUGUCUUUGUCAUCACCAAUGUGAUCACACUUUUCCCAUUCCAUGUCCCAGUCUUUGUUCCUCGUCAGAUAUACAACAUUCUGCUGGACGGGUUGAGCGCCAGCCGAGUAAUCCCACCCAGGCGAACACACUCACAGGAUGAAAUCCUCCAGGAUGACGACAAUGGCAAGAUCAAGCCAUUCGUACGCUUUCGCUUCCCUCUGAACUUCCUCACGGCACCAUUAAUAGCCGAUCUCUUUCUCCUCGCUAUCUCAGCGAUUGGUCGGAGAGAAGUUCACGAUGGCACCAUCGGAGCAAACCAUAUCUCGCCCAUCGACAUCAUGGUAUUCUUCAUCACUUUGGCAUAUAUCGCCAUAUCCAUCGAUGCAUCAGGAUUGAUCAGAUACCUGGCAUUUAAGGUACUGCAGAGAGCAGGCAAAGUUGGACACAGACUAUUCUUCUACCUCUACGCUUUCUUUUUCCUCCUCGGGAGCUUCAUCGGCAAUGAUCCCAUCAUUCUGUCCGGAACUGCUUUCCUCGCCUACAUGACCCGAGUUUCAAGCAAUAUUGUCCAUCCGAGAGCUUGGAUAUUCAGUCAGUUUGCUAUCGCAAACAUUGCGUCGGCCAUCCUGGUCUCGUCGAAUCCCACCAACCUUGUCCUGGCUGGUGCGUUCCAGAUCAAGUUCAUCGACUACACUGCCAACAUGAUCGUUCCAGUGGUUAUUACAGCAAUCGUCUUGUUCCCAUUCUUAUUGUACAUCGUUUUUGCAGACGAGUCACUCAUCCCGAUCUCGAUUAAGAUGCACGAACUUUCCGAUGAGGCGAAGGCUCGGAAACCCGUCAAUCCAAACAUUCCUCACGGCAGAGGGAACGUUGAGGAAGAGGAUACUAUGGCAGACGGCCAAGAAGGUCAACUUCUCUCCCUCGAAGAGAUCAUGAAUCCCUUCCUCGACAAAGGAGGCGCAGCAUUCGGAGCUGUAAUCAUGACCGCAACGCUCGUGACCCUCCUCGCUCUCAACGCUGCGAGUCAGAGUAAAGGCGAGCAUCCCGUCUUCUGGGUCACGUUACCAGCAGCAUUCGUGAUGUUCUGCUGGGAUGUUGGAUUCGGAUGGUAUCAUCGCAAAGAGACACGAGAAAUUGCUCGCAGAGGUCGAUUGGAAGUUGAGACUGCUCGUGCCGAACGUGCAUUUAGGGAAGAAGAGGAGAGACAAGCUGCGAUGACUCAUGGCGCAGGACUUGAAUUGGAACCUAUGAGCAAGUCCCACGGCAAGGAUGAGAUCGCAGCGGAUGGGACGGGAACACAGCCGCCAUAUCCUACACUCAUGAUCUCCGAGAAUUUAGACCAAAGUCCCGAGUCCAGCCCUCGACUUGAGUCCUCAAGGUCGAUGCUCGUAGCUGGAGAAGAUCAGAACAGUCGACCAUCAAGUCAUACCAUGACCGCAGCUGAUGAGAAGCAGCCAAUGCCAACAUCAGACAUCUCAACCUCUCCAGCAGCCCCAAAACCUCCAAAUGAAGACGAGAAAGACCGAACCGUGUUGGAGAGAAAUUCAACAGAAGAUGGGCUCAAUAACCAAUCUAGCCGCACAACGGUCGUAUCUCUCACAGCAGACGGAUACAGAUGGGUACAAGAAACCUUCCCAACAGUCACAGCAGUAGUUGCACAUCUCCCCUUCGCUCUCGUUCCCUUCGCAUUCUGCAUGUUCGUUUUAGUGCAAGCACUUGUCACGAAAGGCUGGGUCCCAGUCUUCGCUCAUGGAUGGGACCACUGGGUCAACAAAACAGGAACAGUCGGCAGCAUCGGCGGAAUGGCAUUCCUCUCCGUAAUCCUCUGCAAUUUCGCCGGAACCAACAUCGGCACCACCAUCCUCCUCUCCCGGGUAAUCCAAACCUGGGUAACGAUCCACGAAAAGUCCGGCAUUCCGAUUACAGAACGCACAUUCUGGGCUACAGUAUACAGCAUGGCGAUCGGAGUCAACUACGGGGCGUUCAGCACGGCGUUUAGCGCUUCGCUUGCGGGUCUGCUGUGGAGGGAUAUUUUGGCGAGGAAGCAUAUACAUGUUCGGAGGCUGGAUUUCGCGAGUGUGAAUCUGCCGAUUAUUGCGAUUGCUAUGGCGGUGGGGUGUUCGGUGUUGGUGGGGGAGGUGUAUAUUAUGAGGGAUGAGUCGCCGUAUGAGCGGCGGAAGUGA
This is a messenger RNA of Cadophora gregata, 2726 nucleotides long. RefSeq lists its product as uncharacterized. The coding region runs from base 492 to 2726 and encodes 744 amino acids. Lineage: Eukaryota; Fungi; Ascomycota; Leotiomycetes; Helotiales; Ploettnerulaceae. The transcript has 4 exons. Gene Ontology annotation, biological process: transmembrane transport. Gene Ontology annotation, cellular component: membrane. The record is from RefSeq and is a predicted model, not a curated record.